AUGUCGAACACAACAUUCUCGCUAUGGAUCAUUAACAAAGCAGGCGGAUUGAUCUAUCAGAAGACCUACAGUGAAGGUCUUUUACCAAACCUGAGUUCAAAUGAUUACUUGAUCUUAGCUGGAACUUUUCAUGGAAUACACGCGAUCACCUCAAAAUUAUCACCUGUCCAUCCAGCUGGAUCUGGUCUACAAUUCCUUGAAGCUGAAACGUUCAAAGUUUCAUGUCUUCAAACUCUGACCGGUACUAAAUUCGUCAUCUUCACAUCUCCGUCACACCCAUCUCCUAACAAAUUGUUAAAAAAGGUUUAUGAAGCUUAUGGUGAACUAUUGAAAGAUCCAUUCUAUGUGGUAGAAAAUCCGAUUAGAAAUGAAGCUUUUGAUUUAAAAACCAAAUCGAUAUGUACAACAACUUGA
Messenger RNA from Melampsora larici-populina 98AG31, 414 nucleotides. RefSeq lists its product as uncharacterized. Gene Ontology annotation, biological process: endoplasmic reticulum to Golgi vesicle-mediated transport. Bases 1 to 414 code for a protein of 137 amino acids. NCBI's taxonomy places the organism in Eukaryota, Fungi, Basidiomycota, Pucciniomycetes, Pucciniales, Melampsoraceae. Gene Ontology annotation, cellular component: TRAPP complex. The record is from RefSeq and is a predicted model, not a curated record. The transcript is spliced from 3 exons.